AGCUCGAGAGAGUCUCUCGGGGGGGCUGGAUUAGCCCCACGUUGUGGUGAACUAGGAUAAAAUUCGGUGUGCUCCUUCCUUACGCUCUUUACUUUAACGCUCUCAUUUUUAAUUUCAUGCGAUUUUGUUUUAAACGCUAUUCACCCCCCUCUAGCGUUGGGCCUUUAUUCUAACAAUUGGUAUCAGAGCCAUACUCUCUGAAAGACUUAACCGUUUGAGAGGAACGAUCAAUGGCUUCUACUCAAAGUUCAUACGCAGGUUUUGGUGAAGGGCAAUCCACCACGAGGCCUCCAUUGUUUGACGGAACAAACUACACCUAUUGGAAGGAGCAGAUGAGGAUUUACAUCCAAUCCACCAACUUUCUCCUUUGGAGAAUUAUCAAAAAUGGUGAGGACGUGCCAAUGAAGAAGGUCGAGGAAACCAACGUCCCUAAGACCGAGGAUGAAUAUGAUGCACAAGACAUCAAGAAAGUGGAAAACAAUGCCAAGGCCAUCAACAUCAUCUAUUGUGCCAUUAACCCGGAUGACUACCGGAAGAUUUCUUGUUGCACCACCGCAAAGGAAAUGUGGGACAAACUAGAAAUCACCUACGAAGGUACGGAUCAAGUCCGAGAAGCUAAAAUUGAUUUUCUAACCCAUGAAUAUAAAUUGUUUCGUAUGAAGGAAAACGAGGAAAUCGAUGAGAUGUUUGAACGAUUCUCCAAAAUCGUCAAUGAUCUUCAUGCUCUCAAGAAGACGUACACGGACAAGGAGUUUGUGAGAAAAAUCCUGCAAAGUCUCACACCGGAGUGGCGCUCCAAAGCCGAUGUCAUUGAAGAGUCCAUCGGCAUCACCAACGUCACCAUUGACGGACUUAGAGGUAACCUCAAAACCUAUGAGUCCACCAUUUUAUUCCCUUCUUUAGGUGAACAAAAGAAGAAGGGGAUUGCACUCAAGGCUACCUCAAGCCAAGAACCCGCCAUAGAGGAAUCAAGCGAUGAGGACAACGAGUUCGGGCUCGUCAUCAAAAAGUUCCACAAGUUCAUACAAAAAGAGUAUGAACAAAAGGGAAAAAAGCAUAGAGGACCACCCAAGUGCUAUGGGUGUGGAGAAGUUGGGCACAUCAAGCCAAAAUGCCCAAAUGCCAAAAACGAGAAGGAGAAGAAACCGUUCAAGAAGCACCGAGCUUACACUUCAUGGGGAGGUGAUUCCGGCGAUGAGUCAUCGGAAGGCGAAGAGAAUGAAAGCGCCAACCUUUGCCUCAUGGCACACGAGGAACCACCGGAAGAGGUAUGUACCACUUCUAAAGAUUCCUAUACUUUUGAUGAUGUACAAGAAGCCUUUAAUGAACUUUAUAAUGAAUAUGUCAACGCUUCUAAAAUUAACAAGGAUUUGAAGAAACAACUUACUUCCAUGGAGAAGGAAGUUGAUAAACUAUCAAAAGAUAAUGAAAAACUUAAAGAAGAAAAUAAGUUUUUCGGAAAAAGAAGCACCGACAAACCAGAAAGUUCAAAAUGUAGUUCUUGUAUAUCACUUAAGGAUCAAGUUGCAAAACUUGAAGGAACUUUGAAGAAGUUUGGUGUUUCUCAUAAAAACCUUAAUGAUGUUCUUGACAAUUUGCAACUUACUAAACAUGGCUUAGAUUCGUUGGAAAAUAUCUAUCUCAACGAUGAUGACGAAGUAGACAACUCAAAGGAAAGCCAAGAUGAAGAAGUAGAGCCACCCGUAAACGAGGAACAACCACAAGAGGAGGAAACGCCAAUGCCAAGCCGUACCUCCUGAAGUUUCUUGAACAAUUAUUAAAUUUUUAAACUGAGCCAAGUAUCUUUGAGUGAGUAAAAACUAUGGCAUCAAAAUUCGGUCCGGAAUUUCUUACUCGUGCAUAUCAGUGAUUGUUUUGUGAAUAUGGCGGCCAUUAUUACGACGAUGAACUUUGCAUUGGACAAACUGCUUGGUGUGAUGGAAAAUGCUCUAUAUGGAAAUUUUUAAUUUCAUGAAGCAAUAUGUGUAGCUUAUGAUCAUGUUGAUGAAAAUUAUGAAAAACACCACUUGAUUCUUCAGAUGGCGGGUCAAUCAAAUUAUGAUUCUGAU
This is a messenger RNA of Cuscuta campestris, 2069 nucleotides long. The record is from the annotation of a GenBank genome assembly. Lineage: Eukaryota; Viridiplantae; Streptophyta; Magnoliopsida; Solanales; Convolvulaceae.